UUUUGAGAUGCAACGGACUUAUAUGGGCAGGAAUAGAGAUCUACAAGUGUACAGCCGAAUGUUCUGAUAUCCAGGUGUGAGCUGUUCGACAACGGAGGCAUUCACGUCGGGAAGCCUGCCCCCAGGAUUAGAAAUCCUCACUGUCGUUCUUCCGUCUUUGCGCGUGUAUACGAGUACGCCAGAACCAGAACCAGGUAGUAUUCUACAAAGGGCGCGCCCCACCUCUCGGGCAGAGAUACAAAAACCGUACGAGGUACUCUAAGAGCUCCACUACUAUUGCUUUCUUUCUCAAAAACCGCGAAUACUUGUAGCUGGUCCGAAAUUUGUUCUUUGCUUUGCCUCCACUCCGGGGUGUCGCUUUGCAGAACGUCAAGACCGACCUUUGUCCACGCGAAAUCCUAUCAUGUCGGUGACAGCGUCGGCCUCGAAGACACUGUACACCACAGGCAAUCCGUACGAAAAACAAAUCGGCUAUCACCGGGCGGUCAAACGCGGACCCUUCAUUUUUGUGUCCGGGACUACCGCUAUUCACCCUGAAACGCAGCAGCUCCAACAUCCAGGGAACGCGUACUUGCAGGCUAAGACUGCUAUGAUGGAAUGCGUCAGGGCGGUGGAGAGCUUGGGUGGAAAACUAGAAGAUGUGUGUCGAGUGCGGAUGUUCGUGGCCAGGCAGGAGGACUGCAGCAUGGUCGGCACGGCGUAUAGAGAGGUUUUUGGAUCAGGAGUACGCGAAGAGGGCAUGGGUAGUGCGGCGACCAUGGUGGUGCUUGGAAGGGGUGGGUUCAUCGACGGCGACAUGCUGGUCGAGGUCGAGGUAGACGCCGUCGUUGUAUGAAAUCGAACGGCGAUUUCGAGGUUUGGUGCUUCCAUGCCAGCAUCCCGAAUCCUCGAGAUCAUCUCUGCAGCAGACAAAGCACCAAGUAGCGCCCAUCAGACAUACAACCCAAGGGGAGAGCGGCCACCAACCCUUUCGCUUCUGCGGUACAACGCGCC
Messenger RNA from Cladophialophora immunda, 993 nucleotides. RefSeq lists its product as uncharacterized. The coding region runs from base 404 to 835 and encodes 143 amino acids. The record is from RefSeq and is a predicted model, not a curated record. The transcript has 2 exons. NCBI's taxonomy places the organism in Eukaryota, Fungi, Ascomycota, Eurotiomycetes, Chaetothyriales, Herpotrichiellaceae.